CUCGUUAGUUUGUGUUAUGUUUUGUCGCUAAAGCAUGUCGGGGCAGGAAGUCAAUGUUAUUCGCUUGGUUUGUCUUUCGCCACAGUCUUCUUAGCUCAAGCUUUCAUGCUGAACUGAAAUCAUGGUAACUUUUCAAAGAGCGAAACCAAAUAGGAAAACUCCAUGUUAGUGGGAAGACAGUAGUGAGUCAGAAGAUUGAAGUUCUUUCACUGGUAACCAGUUUUACAGUAUAGAAAAUGACUGAAGUCCAGGCCAUUGUUGUUUUUACCUUCUUGAGCAUCAUCUCAGCUCCUUGCGAUUUUUCUGACACGGGAACUUUUCGAGCCAACUAUGGUAAAGUAAAUUACACAGAGGCAGAAAAAGCAUGCAGAUCAAAAGACCACAGAAGUCAUCUUGCAAAAAUUAAAACUAUCGAAGACCUUCAGAUAGCUAAAAAUAUAUCAUACACUACAAAGGGCUUCAAGUAUUGGACGGGUCUCAGCGUCUGGAAUGGUAAUUGGAAAUGGAGUGAUGGAAAGACGGCGGGUGAACAACUUAUCGAUAUUGUGAAAAAUUAUAAUAACACAGAAGCUCUGUCUAAGGAACCUAAAAUAUUUUGUUGUAUGGCAACCCAUGAUCCUCUCCUGGUGUGUACCAACUGUAGCCAGGAACACGCCUUUCUGUGUGAAGACUUUCGAGUAAAUAACGUUUCUCAAGUGGACUCUAAUGCAAGCUGCAUCCCAACAUUUCCUCCAGUGAACGCUCCUGCAAGAAACGCUUCGUGUAUAUUCUUCGAGUAUAAAAGCGAAUUUUGUAAAAACAUAACCAGAAGUCUAUACGUCUAUGGUGAUCAGUCCACAUUAAAUACUGGACAAAGGGAAGCUGUGAACUUUAAUGGUUUUUUCAAUGUUCUUGACACGAUCACGCCGGAGUGCAGGCUCCCAUUUAAAGACUUGUUCUGUGGCUAUAGUUUCCCACAGUGCGAUGAAUCAUUGGCUCAGCCUAAAAAACGCCGCAUUUGUCGCAGCUCAUGCGAAUAUUUGCAGGUCGUUUGCAAAACAGAAGUGGCCUUAAUCAGAGAUAUACCGGCCUUUCAACGCUACAUGUACUUGACAGAUUGCUCGAGCCCUGAGUUUGAUUCCGCCAAUGGUGGCGAUGCUCCUGAGUGCCAUCAAUGGUACGAUCUCCCUGGUGAUGACACUGAAAGUACAGAUUGUUACUAUGGUGUGGGUGUUGGUUACCGUGGUAACAUGAACGUCACGCGGUCAGGUCGUACAUGUCAGUCGUGGAAAUCUCACGGUCCUCAUCGUCACUGGCGGAUUCCUAGAGAUGUUGCUGAUUCCAAAAAUGAUUCCAACAUGUGUCGUAACCCGGACAGCAGUGCCCCGGAUGGGCCCUGGUGUUAUACCACUGAUACAAAUGUUCGAUGGGAAUAUUGCAAUGUAUCCCGAUGUUCCUUUAGAGUUCCAGAAGAGGCCCCCACUUUCCUUAAAGGCCAUCCUCUCAAUUCAACUGCGAUUUUAAUCUCAUGGGAGAACAUACCUCCCUCGCGUCAUAAAGAAAAACUGUUGGGUUAUCGGAUUCAUUACCGGAGCCUCGGAUCAGAGCUUUAUGAAGAAGUAAACACAACGAGGAACGUGGCACCGUAUUUUAUAACAGAUCUCCAUCCGAACACAGCAUACGAGAUUAGGGUCAAUGGGUUCAAUGAAAUUGGCCACGGGCCAGUUAGUACUGUCCUUGUCUUAAGAACUCUGUCCUGGGGUGAAGAAAUAUUAGAGGUUGACUUCCAGCUGAUAAUCGACUCUGAGUUUAGUGAGGAUCUACUCAACAGUAGCAGUGAAAGGUUCUUUGAAAUGGCUGAACUCAUAAGAAUUGCAAUAAAACAACACUUCAGUGAAUCUACUUUGAAGAUAUAUGAUGUCAUAACAAUACAUUUUAGAAAAGGAAGCCUAAGGGCACACAUUAAAGUCCUUGCAACAGUAAAUACGAACACAACCAACGAGGGUGAUGCUCUUAACCAGUUGAUAGGAGGGGUCGGUUCAUCAUUUGGAGAUCGGCUUAAAGUCACUUCCAUACUUGUUCAGGCAACACCGAGGCCUCCUAAGAGUUUCUCCGUUAAUGAUGCACAGACAACAUACUUUAUUUUGACAUGGGAGGAGCCAGAGUAUGGUAGCUUAUACCAGAUAAACAACUACACUAUAGAGCAAAAGAUAUCAAGACUGAAGAACUUUACCGAAGUUUGGACAAUUCUUUACCCUGAAAACAGAAUGAUUAUAGAGAACCUAGAUCCCUCCACAGAAUACACCAUCAGAUUAUCAAGUAACAAUAUAUAUGGAAGGUCAGAGGGUGUAUUGUUAACACCAAAGACCUUGCCAGACAGAUUCAUCAGAGAUUUGAUGUUGGUUAUUAUCUUGCCCUUGUUCAUAGCUGCUGCAUUUAUAUUGGCUGUUUGCUUAAAGUUUCAGCCAAUAUGUAAAUCAAAACAGAAGAAAGAAGAGAUUGAGCUCUCUAAGGAAGUUGGAGACUGGGCCGAAAUUCCUAGGUCAGAUGUUACUCUCCAAGACAAGCUUGGGGAAGGUGCGUUUGGGGACGUUUACAAAGGCUUAGUGCGUAUGGGUGGACAAGAGAGAGCAUGCGCAGUAAAAAAACUUAAAGCGAAUGCUACAGAAACAGAGAGACGGGACCUGAUGAACGAGCUUGCAGUCAUGGUCACAGUUGGUGAACAUCCUUAUGUCUUAAGUCUCAUUGGAGCUUGUACCAAGACUGAGUCAGUACUGGUGAUUGUUCGUUUAGCCACAAGUGGCUGUUUGUUGGAUCAACUGAAGAGGAGCAGAGAAAAUCCAUAUCAGAAUGUUUCGAAAAAACAAAUAAACUUCACGCCCCAGGACAAACUGGAGAUUGCAAGGGAUAUAGCUCGUGGAAUGCUACACCUCGCAAGCAAAAAGUGUGUUCAUCGUGACCUUGCAGCAAGAAACGUGCUUCUUGGCGAGAAGAAUGUUGCCAUGGUUUCCGACUUUGGCCUGUCACGUGAGGUGUACGAAAGUGGAGAAUACGAAAGUACAUCCGGGGGAAUGUUACCAGUUCGUUGGAUGGCUCUGGAGUCUUUGGAGGAUUAUACGUACAACACGAAGACAGAUGUAUGGUCCUUUGGAGUGUUAUUAUGGGAGAUUGAAUCUGGAGGUAAAAUGCCGUAUUCUGGUCUUGGCGGAAUGGAAAUCAUCGAGUUUCUGAAAGCAGGACAAAUAUUAGCAAAGCCGGCUGGAUGCCCGGAUGAAAUUUAUGAUAUCAUGAGGUCAUGCUGGAGUUUGGAUCCUAAAAAGCGUCCAUCAUUUUCUGAGUUACUGGAAUCACUCGAGGAAGAAAUAAAGACUAAAGGCGAUUUCGUGGAGGAUAAGGACUGUCUCGAACAGGAGUUCAAGGGACGUACAAAUUUCUCAUUAGACCAGAAAAAUGACUUAGAUGGAGAAACUGCCAUGUAGCUUAAAGAGCUUUUGUAUCAUUUCAAAUACCUUUACGCUAACACUUAAAUUCAUUUUGGUCAUCUUUCAUUGCGCACGUUAGCUUUUUCAGCGGAAAGCCGCUCCCGUUCGCAUGAAUUAACUUUUUCACGUUACGCGUUUGUAUGUGAUCCAAAGAAAUCGUUGCAGUCCAUCAUUAGUAGCAGUAAUUAUUGCUGUCAUACCCCGAUAUAGCUGCGUGAAACGGGCCAUGUUUUUACAGUUCAUGGAGCUCUUUAUCAAGUGACGACAUCAUUUAACAAAUGGUAAACAUCACAGUAUACUUUAUUGAGUUUGGAUACUAGCGACCCUAGUUUUCUGAGUGCUUAGCAAUUCUCUCAAGUACAUCCAUAACCCAAUAGUGUAUGUUGUGGUGUUUACCAUUUGUUUUAGAACAAAACAUUGAUACACCGAAGCAAAAGAGUUUGCUUUAGUUUGAGAAAUCUUAUGUGGCCAGAAAAAUUAAGCGCGCGAAAACUAUUCUUUGUAUUUGCUCAAGGGAGCGUACACCCGUGGGCAAAGACAGAGCUGUUUAACGUUCAAGGUAUGCGGUCAACAACGCGGGCUCAAGCGUACGAGGUUUAAGAUUUAGCGAAAUUUGCGAAAAUAAUAAGGAGCUGGCAUUUAAAACCGAGGCAUUUUGUUGUCGUCGAAGACAUUUCCCUAUCUCCAAAGCUUUUAAGAAGAAAAUUAAUUUCCGAAAAUAUUCAGGGGGUGUAUAAAAUUUUUGGAAGUCAUUCUGCAAAAGAAAAGCGGUAAGGAAAACAACGUCUCGAAGCAACAGAAUAGAAAAUAAACCACGGAAACGACUCAAAAUCCAUGUUUCCGCGCCAAAACGUAGUGCGUGCGCAUACGCUAUUCAGCUCCGUCAUGGGCAAAUGAAGGACAAUGAUUUGACCAAUGAGAGCGCGCGCCUUACUUUGAUAUAAUUGAUAUUGUAAUUGUUUAUUCACAUAUUGCCGUCCAGUUCGAUCUUUUUGUUUUUCCCUCAACUCUCUUUACUGGCAGCAAUAUAUUUUGUGUCAUUUUUAUACUUUAAUUUCUACAUUUGAGACCCGCACCCAAGGUGUUUUUCAUCAUUAGAUGAAUAAUAGAGGAUACUCGUGGUCUUGCU
Stylophora pistillata is the source of this 4590-nucleotide messenger RNA. RefSeq lists its product as uncharacterized. Gene Ontology annotation, biological process: positive regulation of kinase activity; multicellular organism development; protein phosphorylation. Lineage: Eukaryota; Metazoa; Cnidaria; Anthozoa; Scleractinia; Pocilloporidae. Gene Ontology annotation, molecular function: transmembrane receptor protein tyrosine kinase activity; ATP binding; protein binding. Gene Ontology annotation, cellular component: signaling receptor complex; plasma membrane. The record is from RefSeq and is a predicted model, not a curated record.